Rangifer tarandus platyrhynchus (Svalbard reindeer) is the source of this 2964-nucleotide messenger RNA. Lineage: Eukaryota; Metazoa; Chordata; Mammalia; Artiodactyla; Cervidae. The record is from the annotation of a GenBank genome assembly.
AUGGAUAUUUACGACACUCAGACCUUGGGGGUUGUGGUCUUUGGUGGAUUCAUGGUUGUUUCCGCCAUCGGCAUCUUCCUGGUGUCAACCUUCUCCAUGAAGGAGACGUCAUAUGAAGAAGCUCUGGCCAACCAGCGCAAGGAAAUGGCGAAGACCAACCACCAGAAAGUGGAGAAGAAGAAGAAGGAGAAGACAGUGGAGAAGAAAGGAAAGACCAAGAAAAAGGAGGAGAAGCCCAACGGGAAGAUACCUGACCAUGAGCCCAGCCCUGGCGUGACCAUCCUUCCCAGGGACCCAGUGUGGGCACCUGCAGUGGCUCCAACCCCAGUCCAGUCCCCGGUGGUCACUGCCCCGGUAGCCACGGUACCAGCCAUGCCCCAAGAGAAGCUGGCUUCUUCCCCGAAGGACAAAAAGAAGAAGGAGAAAAAAGUGGCAAAGGUGGAACCAGCAGUCAGCUCUGUAGUGAAUUCCAUCCAGGUUCUUGCCUCAAAGGCUGCCAUCUUGGAAGCUGCUCCCAAGGAGGUGCCUAUGGUGGUGGUGUCCCCAGUGGGUGCCAAAGGCAAUGCCCCUGCUGCCAGCUCUGCACAGGGCAAGAAAUCAGAGGGGAGCCAGGAAGCACCAAAGCAAGAGGCUCCUGCAAAGAAGAAGUCUGGGUCAAAGAAGAAGGGUGAGCCUGGGCCCCCAGAUGCCAAUGGCACCCUGCACCUGCCCUACAAGACGCUGGUCUCCGCUGUCGGAAGCAUGGUGCUCAGCGAGGGAGAGGCCCAGCGGCUCAUGGAGAUCCUGGCUGACAAGGCGGGCAUCGUGCAGGACACGUGGCACAAGGCCACUCAGAAAGGCGACCCCGUGGUGAUUCUGAAACGCCAGCUGGAAGAGAAGGAGAAGCUGCUGGCCACGGAGCAGGAGGACGCGGCCGUCGCCAAAAGCAAGCUGCGGGAGCUCAACAAGGAGCUGGCAGCGGAAAAGGCCAAGGCAGCUGCCGGGGAGGCCAAAGUGAAGAAACAGCUGGUGGCCCGGGAGCAGGAGAUCACAGCCGUGCAGGCGCGCAUGCAGGCCAGCUACCGGGAGCAUGUGAAGGAGGUGCAGCAGUUGCAGGGCAAGAUCCGGACACUGCAGGAGCAGCUGGAGAACGGCCCCAGUGCACAGCUGGCCCGCUUGCAGCAGGAGAACUCUAUCCUGAGGGACGCCUUGAACCAGGCCACGAGCCAGGUGGAGAGCAAGCAGAACGCAGAGCUGGCCAAGCUCCGGCAGGAACUGGGCAAGGUCAGCAAGGAGCUGGUGGAGAAGUCGGAGGCCGCACGGCAGGAGGAACAGCAGCGCAAGGCCCUGGAGGCCAAGGCGGCCGCUGUGGAGAAACAGGUCCUGCAGCUGCAGGCGUCUCACAAGGAGAGCGAGGAGGCCCUGCAGAAGCGCCUGGACGAGGUCAGCCGGGAGCUGAGCCGCACACAGAGCAGCCACGCCAGCCUCCGGGCGGACGCCGAGAAGGCCCGGGAGCAGCAGCAGCAGAUGACCGAGCUGCACAGCAAGCUGCAGUCCUCCGAGGCCGAGGUGAGGGGCAAGUGUGAGGAGCUGCGUGGUCUCCACGGGCAGCUGGAUGAGGCCCGGGCGCAAAACUCACAGCUCACGGAGAGGAUCCGCUCCAUCGAAUCCCUGCUGGAGGCCAGCCAGGCCCGGGACACCCAGGCCAGUCGAGUGGAGGCCGACCAGCAGCAGGCCCGCCUCAUGGAGCUGGAGUCACAGGUGUGGUGCCUGGAGAAGGAGGCCACGGAGCUCAGGGAGGCGGUGGAGCAGCAGAAGGCGAAGAACAAUGACCUCCGAGAGAAGAACUGGAAGGCCAUGGAGGCUCUGGCCUCGGCCGAGAAGAGCUGCGAGGAGAAGCUGCGGUCCCUGACCCAGGCCAAGGAGGAGUCGGAGAAGCAACUCAGCCUGACGGAGGCCCAGACCAAGGAGGCCCUGCUGGCCCUGCUCCCGGGGCUCCCCACCCCCACCCACCAGAGUUACGCCGAGUGGUUGCAGGAGCUCAAAGAGAAUGCCUGUCUGGAGCUACUGAAGCGGCCGCACACGAGCCCGGAGCCCUCGGACCUGGCUGCCAAGCUGAGAGAGGCAGAGGAGACGCAGAGCGGCCUGCAGGCUGAGUGCGACCAGUACCGCAGCAUCCUGGCCGAGACGGAGGCCAUGCUCAAGGCACUGCAGAAGAGUGUAGAGGAGGAGGAACAGGUGUGGAAGGCCCGGGUGAGCACCGCGGAGGAGGAGCUCCGGGAGUCGCGGGUUACCGUGAAACAUCUCGAAGAGGUUGUCGAGAAGCUCAAAGGGGAACUUGAAAGUUCCGACCAGGUGAGGGAGCACACCUGGCACCUGGAGGCCGAGCUGGAGAAGCACAUGGCGGCCGCCAGCGCGGAGUGCCAGAACUACGCCCAGGAGGUGGCGGGGUUGAGGCAGCUCUUAUUAGAAUCUCAGUCUCAGCUAGAUGCGGCCAAAAGCGAAGCCCAGAAACAAAGCGACGAGCUCGCCCUGGUCAGACAGCAGCUGAGCAAGAUGAAGAGCCACGUGGAGGACGGUGACGUGGCCGAGGCCCCCCGAGCAGAGCAGGACCCCACCGAGCUGAAGAUGCAGCUGGAGCGGACAGAAGCCCUGCUGGGGGAUGAGCAGGCGCGGCGGCAGAAGCUCACGGCCGAGUUUGAGGAGGCUCAGCUGGCGGCAAGUCAGCUGCAGGCGGAGUUAGAGAAGCUCCGUUGCACCAGUGCCUUUGGGUCUUCGGAGGCGGAGGAGGCCACGCAGCUGAAGGAGAGGCUAGAGAAAGAGAAGAAGUUAACGGGUGACCUGGGACGUGCGGCCACCAAGCUGCAAGAGCUUCUGAAGACGACCCAGGAGCAGCUGGCAAAGGAGAAGGACACAGUGCAGAAGCUGCAGGAGCGGCUGGACAGACCAGAGGACGGCAGCUCAAAGGAAGGCACUUCUGUCUGA